Hypomesus transpacificus is the source of this 3494-nucleotide messenger RNA. RefSeq names its product heat shock 70 kDa protein 12B-like. Lineage: Eukaryota; Metazoa; Chordata; Actinopteri; Osmeriformes; Osmeridae. The record is from RefSeq and is a predicted model, not a curated record.
GCAUGUGUGCGUGUGUGUGUGUGUGUGUGUGUGUGUCCAGUGCUCCUUCCUCUCUGACAUUCCAUCAGAACUGCAGAACAGCCAGACUCCAGACUGCAACCACUCGGAAUAUCUGGGAAUUCUUCAGGGAACGGAACCUUCCGGAACGUUUUCCCUCUCCUCUCCUUUCCACUCCACUUCUCUCUCUCUCUAUCUCUCUCUCUCUCCUCUCCAGUUCUCUCUCUCUCCCUGUAUUGUCUGUGUGCUUGGAAUUCUGCGUCUGGAAUACUGCCUUCGAACAUUCCCAGAGUUCUGCAGCACCUUCUUCGUUUCUCACACAACUACAUCUCUCUCUCCCUCCCUCCCCCGCUCUCCCCCUCUCUCUACGUCUUUCUCUCUCUGUCUCUCCCUCUCUCUUACUGUCUGAACUCUCCUUUCACUUGGCUCCAGAGAGGAGAGAGAGGAAAGAGGCAGAGAAGAACAUAGUUUCACCAAGAGAAAGGGUCUCUAACUCUGGCACCUGUAAAGAUGGCUGAUGGACUCCAACCUCCAGACUCCAACUGUCUACAGACUCCUGUGGAGGGACAGGUCUGCCCCCUCGUCUCCAUCAGUGUCCAGGGCUGACAGCUGCAUCGCCCCCCUCACCCCAUCUCCCUCUCCGAGAACAGAAUCCCAACCCAGACAGUCCCAUCUAUUCUCUGUCGUCGUGGCGAUAGACUUCGGCACCAUCUCCAGCGGCUACGCCUUCAGCUUUACCCACGACCCCGAGGCCAUCCACAUGAUGAGGCGCUGGGAGGGCGGAGACCCAGGCGUAGCCAAUCAGAAGAGCCCCACCUGCCUCCUGCUGACCCCUGACCUCCGGUUCCACAGCUUUGGGUUCGCGGCCCGGGACAGCUACCACGACCUGGACCCAGUGGAGGCUAGACUCUGGCUGUACUUUGACAAGUUCAAGAUGAAAAUACACAGUACCAGUGACCUCACCAUGGAGACGGAGCUGGAGGCUGUGAGUGGGCGGAGAGUGAGAGCCAUCGAGGUGUUUGGCCACGCCCUCAGGUUCUUCAGAGAACACGCCCUCAAGGAGGUGAGAGAGCAGAGCUCCACAGUGCUACCUGAGCAGGUGAGGUGGGUGAUCACGGUUCCUGCUGUGUGGAAACAACCAGCCAAGCAGUUCAUGAGAGAGGCUGCUUACCUGGCUGGGCUGGUCUCUCCAGACUCUCCUGAGAGGCUUCUGAUUGCUCUGGAGCCAGAAGCCGCCUCCAUCUACUGCCGCAAGCUCCGCCUACACCAGGUGAUCGAUCUCAGCCUCCGACCAAUCAGCAACGGUCUGGACAUCGAUGGUCCCCGCCCCUUUGACACGAGCUUCAGGCAAGCGAGGGAGCAGCUGAGAAGAUCCAGACACAGCAGAACCUUCCUGGUGGAGAGCGGAACUGGAGACCUGUGGUCUGAGAUGAAGACAGGUGACAGGUACAUGGUAGCAGACUGUGGAGGAGGAACAGUCGACCUGACGGUGCACCAGAUAGAACAUCCACAGGGAACCCUGAAGGAGCUGUACAAGGCCUCAGGAGGGCCGUACGGCGCUGUGGGGGUGGACCUGGCCUUCGAGGCGAUGCUGUGCCAGAUCUUCGGGCAGGACUUCAUCCAGAGCUUCCGCACGCAGCGGCCGGCAGCCUGGGUGGACCUGAGCAUCGCCUUCGAGGCCCGCAAGCGCACGGCCACGCCCGGCCGGGCCAACGCCCUCAACAUCUCCCUGCCCUUCUCCUUCAUCGACCACUACAAGAGGCUGCGAGGGCAGAGCGUGGAGGCUGCCCUGCGGCGGAGCAAUAUGAACAUAGUGAAGUGGUCUUCUCAGGGCAUGCUCAGGUUGACCCAGGAAGCCAUGAACGAGCUGUUCCAGCCCACCGUCCACAGCAUCAUCACACACAUAGAGGAGCUGAUGAAGAAACCGGAAGUGGGCGGUGUGCGUUUCCUCUUCCUGGUGGGCGGGUUCGCAGAGUCGCCCAUGCUGCAGCGCGCGGCCCAGAAUGCACUGGGGCACACCUGCCGCAUCAUCAUCCCUCAGGACGUGGGCCUGACCAUCCUGAAGGGGGCGGUGCUGUUCGGACUGGACCCCACCGUGGUGCGUGUGCGGCGCUGCCCCCUGACCUACGGCGUGGGCGUGUUGAACCGCUUCGUGGAGGGCCGCCACCCCAGGGACAAGCUGCUGCUGAAGGACGGCCGGCGCUGGUGCACCGACGUCCUGGACCGCUUCGUCUCCCUCGACCAAUCGGUGGCCCUGGGCGAGGUGGUGAGGCGGAGCUACACCCCGGCCAGGGCGGGGCAACGGAAGAUCGUCAUCAACGUGUACUGCUGCGCCCGUGACGACGCCACCUACGUCUCCGACCACGACGUCAGGAAGUGUGGCACCAUCACGCUCGACCUGCCCGAGGCGUUGCCGGGGGCGACUGCAGACCGUCGGGAGAUCAGGGCGACGAUGCAGUUCGGAGACACGGAGAUCAAAGUGACGGCCGUUGACGUGGCGACCAAUCGCACGGUCCGGGCCUCCAUCGACUUCCUGUCCAACUGAGGCGGCGGCGUAUCCGGUGGCAACGAACGAAGGGGCGGGGGAGGAGUUUUUGGAGGAGGGAACAGCCACUCACUAAGAAGUUUGCCUCCCCCCCUCCAAUGUUGAUUGACAAGCCUUUGAGUUUUUCAAAAUAUUUGAUAUUCAGCAGUUGGACAGCCUUUCCACUGUACGAGCGUGUUGAGAAACACCCUCUGGACCCCAUUAAACACAUUCUGGAUUUGCCACACAACUGAGAGCCGAUUGGAGGAUCUGCUUCCAGCUGAUUGGAAGACAUUCAAGUGCUUCCUGAUUAAGAGCUUCCUUGUUGUCAGGUUCUGAAUCCGUCACGUUUGAGAUCGCCACCUAGUGGAGAGAGGAGACUAACAAGUGGACAGGCCCAAACAUGGGCACCCAGGACCUAGUGAACAUCACCCAGGACCUAGUGAACAUCACCCAGGGCCUAGUGAACAUCACCCAGGGCCUAGUGAACAUCACCCAGGGCCUAGUGAACAUCACCCAGGGCCUAGUGAACAUCACCCAGGGCCUAGUGAACAUCACCCAGGGCCUAGUGAACAUCACCCAGGGCCUAGUGAACAUCACCCAGGGCCUAGUGAACAUCACCCAGGGCCUAGUGAACAUCACCCAGGGCCUAGUGAACAUCACCCAGGGCCUAGUGGACAUCACCCAGGACCUAGUGAACAUGUUGGUGGAAGAGGCCUGUUGCCUAUCUCUCCCUCCAUCCCUCCCUCUAUUCAUCCCUCCCUGUAUCUCUCUAUCCACACCCUCCGCCCUCCUGAAAACCCAGUUUGACCCUGUAAGGGUGAAAUGAUUUACUAUCGUACACAAUUAACCUCUCAAAUACUUUGACCAUUACCCUAUAUUAACUAUGUAUCAGGAAUCAUACUUGUCCCUUGUGUAAGCCUGUGUUCAUAAAUAACUAUUAAAAAAAAGACGUUUGUACUCUGAAACACAA